AUGUCGAAGUCAGAGACUCCUAAAGAGCCUGAACAACUGAGAAAACUAUUCAUCGGAAAGUUGAGCUUUGAAAUGACAGAUGUAAGUCUGAGGAGCCAUUUUGUGCACUGGGGGAUGCUCACAGACUGUGUGGUAAUGAGAGAUUCAAACACCAAGCGUUUCAGAGGCUUUGGAAAUGUCACAUACUCAAUUGUGGAAGAGGUGGAUGCAGCCAUGAAUGCCAGGCCUCACAAGGUGGAAUGGAAGGUUGUGGAACCUAAGCAGGCUGUCUCGAGAGAAGAUUUUGCAAGACCAGGUUGCCACUUAACUGUGAAAAAGAUCUUUGGUGGUGGAAGUAACAAUGAUUUUGGCAUUUACAAUACUUUAAAUUUUGGACCCAUGAAGAGAGGAAGCUUUGGCCCUUAUGGUGGUGGAGAUCAAUAUUUUACCAAAACAUGAAACCAAGGUGGCUCUGGUGGUUCAAGCAGCAGCAGCAGUAGCUAUGGAAGUGACAGACAGUUUUUAAUAACUGCCAGGAAAUAAAGCUUAGCAGGAGAGGAGAGUCAGAGAAGUGACAGGGAAGCUACAGGUCACAAAAGAUUUGUGAACUCAGCCAGGCAUGGUGAAACUGACUCUUUUCCUCUUUCUUUUGGUCAGUGUGCUGGAGAAGAGCAGCGAGUUGGUACACGCACAGUGUUUGUUGGCAACCAUCCAGUUUCAGAAACAGAAGCUUACAUUGCCCAGAGAUUUUGUGAUAAUAGAAUAGUCUCAUCCAAGUAUACACUUUGGAAUUUCCUCCCAAAGAAUCUGUUUGAGCAGUUUAGAAGAAUUGCAAAUUUUUAUUUUCUCAUCAUUUUCCUUGUACAGGUCACAGUAGACACACCAACCAGCCCAGUUACCAGUGGACUUCCACUGUUCUUUGUUAUAACUGUUACAGCCAUCAAGCAGGGAUAUGAGGAUUGGUUGAGACACAGAGCUGAUAAUGAGGUCAAUAAGAGUACUGUUUACGUUAUUGAAAAUGCCAAGCGAGUGAGAAAAGAAAGUGAAAAAAUUAAGGUUGGUGAUGUAGUAGAAGUGCGGGCAGAUGAAACCUUUCCCUGUGAUCUUAUUCUUUUAUCAUCAGGCACCAGUGAUGGAACCUGUUAUGUCACUACGGCCAGUCUCGAUGGGGAAUCCAAUUGCAAGACACAUUAUGCAGUACGAGAUACCAUUGCACUGUGUACAGCAGAAUCCAUUGAUACUCUUCGAGCAGCAAUUGAAUGUGAACAGCCUCAACCCGACCUCUACAAGUUUGUUGGGCGAAUCAGUAUCUAUAGUAAUAGUCUUGAGGCUGUUGCCAGGUCUUUGGGACCUGAAAAUCUCUUGCUGAAAGGAGCUACACUAAAAAAUACCAAGAAGAUAUAUGGAGUUGCUGUUUACACUGGAAUGGAAACCAAAAUGGCUUUGAACUACCAAGGGAAAUCUCAGAAACGAUCUGCUGUUGAAAAGUCCAUCAAUGCCUUCCUGAUUGUGUAUUUGUUUAUACUACUGACCAAGGCUGCAGUGUGCACUACCCUAAAGUAUGUUUGGCAAAGUAAUCCACAUCAUGAUGAACCCUGGUAUAACCAAAAGACCCAGAAGGAACGGGAGACUUUGAAGGUUUUGAAAAUGUUCACUGACUUCCUGUCAUUUAUGGUUCUAUUCAACUUUAUCAUUCCCGUCUCCAUGUAUGUCACAGUAGAAAUGCAGAAAUUCUUGGGCUCCUUCUUCAUUUCAUGGGAUAAAGAUUUUUAUGAUGAAGAAAUUCAUGAAGGAGCCCUGGUUAACACAUCAGACCUUAAUGAAGAACUUGGUCAGGUGGAUUAUGUAUUUACGGAUAAGACUGGAACACUUACUGAAAACAGCAUGGAAUUCAUUGAAUGCUGCAUAGACGGACAUAAGUAUAAAGCUGUGACUGAGGAAGUUGAUGGAGUUUCCCAAACUGAUGGGCCCUUAGCAUACUUUGAACAAGCAGAUAAGAAUCGAGAAGAGCUCUUUUUGCGUGCUUUAUGCCUGUGUCAUACUGUAGAGAUCAAAACCAGUGAUGCUGUUGAUGGAGCUACAGAAUCCGCUGAACUAACCUAUAUCUCCUCUUCCCCAGAUGAAAUAGCACUGGUGAGAGGCGCUAAAAAGUACGGGUUCACCUUUUUAGGAAGUAGGAAUGGCCAUAUGAGAGUAGAGAACCAAAGAAAAGAAAUAGAAGAGUACGAACUUCUUCACACCUUGAACUUUGAUUCCGUUCGCCGCCGCAUGAGUGUAAUUGUGAAAACUCGGACAGGAGACAUAAUUCUCUUUUGUAAAGGUGCAGACUCCGCUGUUUUCCCCAGAGUUCAGAAUCAUGAAGUUGAGUUGACUAAAGUCCAUGUGGAACGCAAUGCCAUGGAUGGUUAUCGGACACUUUGUGUAGCCUUCAAAGAAAUUGCUUCAGAUGAUUAUGAACGGAUUAACAGACAGCUCUUAGAGGCAAAAAUGGCCUUACAAGACAGAGAAGAAAAACUGGAAAAGGUUUUUGAUGAUAUUGAGAGGAACAUGAAUUUAAUUGGAGCUACUGCAGUGGAAGACAAGCUUCAAGAUCAAGCUGCCGAGACCAUUGAAGCUCUGCAUGCAGCGGGUCUGAAGGUCUGGGUGCUCACGGGGGACAAGAUGGAGACCGCCAAAUCCACGUGCUAUGCCUGCCGCCUCUUCCAGACCAGCACCGAGCUCCUGGAGCUGACCACGAAAACCAUCGAAGAAAGUGAAAGAAAAGAAGACCGCUUGCAUGAGUUAUUGAUAGAAUAUCGAAAAAAGUUGCUGCAUGAAUUUCCUAAAAGCACUAGAAGCCUGAAAAAAGCAUGGACAGAGCACCAGGAAUAUGGAUUAAUCAUUGAUGGCUCCACAUUGUCACUCAUAUUGAAUUCUAGUCAAGACUCUAGCUCAAACAACUACAAAAACAUUUUCCUACAAAUUUGUAUGAAGUGCACGGCAGUGCUCUGCUGCCGGAUGGCACCCUUACAAAAAGCCCAGAUUGUCAGAAUGGUGAAGAAUUUAAAAGGCAGUCCAAUAACACUGUCGAUAGGUGAUGGUGCCAAUGAUGUUAGUAUGAUCUUGGAAUCCCAUGUGGGCAUAGGUAUUAAAGGCAAAGAAGGUCGCCAAGCAGCCAGGAAUAGUGACUAUGCUGUUCCUAAGUUUAAACAUUUGAAAAAACUGCUAUUGGCUCAUGGGCAUCUGUACUAUGUGAGAAUAGCACACCUUGUACAGUAUUUCUUCUAUAAGAACCUUUGUUUCAUUUUGCCACAAUUUUUGUACCAGUUCUUCUGUGGAUUUUCACAACAGCCACUGUAUGAUGCUGCUUAUCUUACAAUGUACAAUAUCUGCUUCACCUCCUUACCCAUCCUGGCCUACAGUCUACUGGAACAGCACAUCAACAUUGACACAUUGACCUCAGACCCCCGAUUGUAUAUGAAAAUCACUGGCAAUGCCAUGCUCCAGUUGGGCCCCUUCUUAUAUUGGACAUUUCUGGCUGCCUUUGAAGGAACUGUGUUCUUCUUUGGAACUUACUUUCUCUUUCAGACUUCAUCCCUUGAAGACAGUGGAAAGGUAUAUGGAAACUGGACGUUUGGAACCAUUGUUUUUACAGUCUUAGUCUUCACAGUAACGCUAAAGCUCGCGUUGGAUACUCGAUUCUGGACGUGGAUAAAUCACUUUGUGAUUUGGGGUUCCUUGGCCUUUUAUGUAUUUUUCUCAUUCUUCUGGGGAGGAAUUAUUUGGCCUUUUCUCAAGCAACAAAGAAUGUAUUUUGUAUUUGCUCAGAUGCUGUCUUCUGUAUCCACAUGGUUGGCCAUAAUUUUUCUUAUAUUUAUCAGCCUUUUCCCUGAGAUUCUCCUGAUAGUUUUAAAGAAUGUAAGAAGAAGAAGUGCCAGGAAUCCGAAUCUUGAACUGCCCAUGUUACUGUCCUACAAGCAUAUUGACAGUGGUUACAGCUAGAAAAGAAAGCAUGAAGAGUCAACUACAAAAAGUUCUCAUCUCAGGAUACUUGAUAUGCAACAGCGUAAACCACUCUUGUGUCUAGGGUUCAGAAUCAAUGUCUGUUCAGAUACCAAAUGACUCACAAACAUUUACAGUUAUUAUAAGCAGUUGUUGUGGCCAAAGCUAUCAGUUGAGAAUUAUACAAAAGUUGGAAGCAAGAAUACUUAGAAAUCUGGUGAUAGAUAGAAUAAUGUAACUACCAAAUGGGUGCACUUUUAACCCAUGAACUUCGUGAAUGGAUUUAAAUACAAUAGUAUCAAAGUAGAAGUCAUGCAAUGGGAAUGAAUAGAUUUUGCUAAAUUUUUUUUCUUUUUUUGGCCUGGCAAAAGAAAUAGACUAUAUGGGUCACACUUCUUGUUCCUGCUGAAUGAUAAAUAACCAUUUUUUCCAAAUAUAUGAAAGAAAUACUUGAAAAUACGAAGUGGUGUCAGUGCAUCAAAUGGAAUAGUCAGUUCUUUCUGUUCAUGUACAUUCAGACUGUCUCUUGGUGGAAUAUCCUUGUCAAAAAAUACCUUGAACACUUAAUGUGGAAAUGUUAACCCUGGGUAUUAGUGUGGGACCUUAAACUUGUUUUUUUCCUUACGCAUUAAACUCCA
Molecule: messenger RNA, 4598 nt
Organism: Elephantulus edwardii (Cape elephant shrew)
Lineage: Eukaryota; Metazoa; Chordata; Mammalia; Macroscelidea; Macroscelididae
Gene: ATP11C
Product: ATPase, class VI, type 11C
Biological process (GO): phospholipid translocation
Cellular component (GO): recycling endosome; endoplasmic reticulum; trans-Golgi network
Molecular function (GO): ATP hydrolysis activity; ATP binding; ATPase-coupled intramembrane lipid carrier activity
Source: RefSeq, a predicted model, not a curated record